CAGACGGCAAGUGGAGCGAGCGGAGGCAAGUGGAACGCCGUCGGCGCCGACCUGCUAUUUUGAGGGCGGUUGGUAAAUUUAGCUGGCAGCGACAGUUGCAGAUAGAAGGGUCGACCACGUUGAAGCGACACGUGAAUGCGCGAGCGGUCCGAUGGAGAACUAUGAGAACCUCGGCACGAUCGGCGAAGGCACGUACGGCGUUGUGCUCAAGUGUCGGCACAAGGAGACAGGGCAAAUCGUCGCCAUCAAAAAGUUCAAAGAGUCGGACGAAGACGAGCAAGUACGCAAGACUGCGAUGCGCGAGAUUCGCAUACUCAAGCAACUCAAGCAUGAAAACAUCGUCAACCUCAUCGAGGUCUUUCGGCGAAAAGGAAAGCUCUACCUCGUCUUUGAGUACGUGGAGAAGACGAUUUUGGAAGAGAUCGAGAAGAACCCCGAGGGCCUCGAGCCGCAUGCGAUCCGAAGCCUCAUGUGGCAGCUCAUACGCGCGAUUCACUACUGCCACGAGCACAACAUCAUUCACCGCGACAUCAAGCCCGAGAAUCUCCUCGUCUCGAAAAACGGUGUCUUGAAGCUCUGCGAUUUUGGCUUUGCGCGCACGUUGGCUGCGGCCGGCGCCAAGUACACCGACUACGUCUCGACCCGGUGGUACCGCGCACCCGAGCUGCUUGUCGGCGACGUCUCGUACGGGAAAGCGGUCGACAUUUGGGCCGUCGGCUGCAUGCUCGCCGAGAUCACGACGGGCUUGCCGCUCUUCCCCGGCGACUCGGACAUUGACCAAUUGUACCAUAUUAUGAAGUGCCUCGGGCGCAUUACGUCGCGGCAGCAAGAGCUAUUUCGGAAAAACUCGCUCUACGUCGGCGUCAAGCUGCCCGAAGUCACGUCGAUCGAGACGCUCGAAGAUCGAUUUCCGCAGCUCGACAAGGUUGCCAUCGACUUUUUACACCAAACCGUCCAAGACGAGCCAUUGGACCGGUGGACGUGCUCGGAGCUGCUCAAACAUCCGUUUGUCGCCGAAGGCGCCGAGCUCUUUGAGCAGCAGCUCAAGAUCAACAUCGCCAAGGACAUGGCCGACAACGUGAUCAAGCCCAAGCGCAUGAAGAAGCUGCCGCGGCGAAGCAGCGACAUGGCACCGCCCUCAUCAUCCUCGUCGUCGAAACCGCCGAAGUCCAAGCACUCCAAGGCUUCGGACGUGCCACGCACAUCCAGUCGAGGAGGCACGGACCGGCUACUGCCCAACCUCGGGGCCACGGCGCCUGUCACGCCGCUCUCCAGCCUUGCCUACGUGUGUUUGGAAGACGCCAACAAUGCGGUGAUUGAAUACACAAGCCGGAAGAUCAAGCGGGCGGCGGACGCUGAGCCCGCACUGCACAUACCCGAAGAUGCGGCACUCUUGAUCGAGCAGCAUACCCACUCCCGCCUCUCAGUCACGUCCCACGGCGAGCGCCUCCGGUCGCUGCCCAAGAAGGUGCUGACGAAGCGCGCGGUCAUUGGCCUCGAGCUCAAGCAAAAACCAAAGCUCGGGCAAACGCCGCCACGAACGCCGCAGUCGUCGUCACGAAGGGAGCUCCGUGGGUUCUAGCGCCAUAGUAUCGAACAACACAUAUAUAUAGAGCAUCAUCUUAGCGGCGGAA
Molecule: messenger RNA, 1634 nt
Organism: Saprolegnia diclina VS20
Lineage: Eukaryota; Oomycota; Saprolegniomycetes; Saprolegniales; Saprolegniaceae
Product: CMGC/CDKL protein kinase
Exons: 10
Coding region: 152-1582 (476 amino acids)
Biological process (GO): protein phosphorylation
Cellular component (GO): nucleus
Molecular function (GO): cyclin-dependent protein serine/threonine kinase activity; ATP binding
Source: RefSeq, a predicted model, not a curated record